UUAUAUUUUAUGUACCGGGUUAAAGCAGCUAAAUAUGUCUUUUCCAACGGUCUCGUCCCACUUCGUAUCGGAGAAGAUAUCCUCCGUCCGGUGGCUGCCGGAACAACUGCAGCAGAGCGAUCGCUUCGUAACCGGCAGCUGGGACAUGGACCAGAACUUUGUGCGCUUGUACCGCUUGCAAUCGAACCAGUACGCGGACACCAACGUGGAUUUCGUUCCGCGCUGCAACGACAAGGUGGCCAUAGAAGGAGACGUCACAGCAAUGGAGUUCGCCGACAAGAACACAUUGGCCGUGAGCUGCGCCGAUGGCCACCUCAGUUUGCUGAAUAUGCAGCGUGCCGUGGAGGAGGAUCAGCUUCAGCGCACAGCACGCAGCGAACGACUGCACUACUUCAAGCGCACCAACAAAUCCUCACCGUGCACCGACCUUUCCGUGUAUGGCGGGGACAUUGCCACCGUUGGCGAAGACGGCUGCGUCAACAUAAUGAAUGCCAGCAACAUAAAGCAAGUGAAACGCACCAUAGAGGCAGAUAGCAUGUCCCUGCUCUCGGUGUGCUAUAUCAGCCAGCAACAGUUGGUCACUGCCAAUCGCAUGGGCGUGAUCCGCAUCCUCGAUGCCCGCGCUUCCACCGCGGCGCAGGAAAAAAUUUCCAUCAUGGUGGGCAGCAAGGACGAAAAAAGUUCCAACUAUGUUUCCGCCCUGGGUACGCAUCCCAUGCAGCACCACAUUCUUCUUUGCGGCACUGAGGAGGGCACUAUAACGGUGUGGGAUCUGCGCAACUUGCAGUUCCCUGCCUCGUAUCUAAGUGCACAUGAAAGUGCCAUUACCGACAUCGCCUUCCAUCGUAACGAUCCCUCGAAGGUAUUCACAGCCGCCGAGGAAGGCGAGGUCUGGAUGUGGUCGGAAAACAAGGGGAUAGGCGACCGAAACCUUCACGAUGGCAAAAGCGCCUGGCUGAGUGGGGAUCGUUUGCGUUCGCUGGUCAAUGUGGAUGGCGUGUUGACCAGGAUUCGCAAGGCCAUCAAUUCCUUUGAUAUGAAUGGGCCGCGCCUCAUAUGCGGCGGGGACACAGAAGCUGUUUAUUUAGUAGAUAAUAUUUUUUGAAGCAAUAUCUGUUCACUGCCAUUCAAAUACAAUUUUUCCGUUACGCCUCCUCA
Messenger RNA from Drosophila persimilis, 1158 nucleotides. RefSeq names its product nucleoporin Nup43 (gene Nup43). The transcript has 2 exons. Gene Ontology annotation, molecular function: protein binding. The coding region runs from base 35 to 1105 and encodes 356 amino acids. NCBI's taxonomy places the organism in Eukaryota, Metazoa, Arthropoda, Insecta, Diptera, Drosophilidae. The record is from RefSeq and is a predicted model, not a curated record. Gene Ontology annotation, cellular component: nuclear pore outer ring.